Messenger RNA from Leptopilina heterotoma, 1093 nucleotides. It is a transcript of the gene eIF3f1, whose product is annotated as eukaryotic translation initiation factor 3 subunit F-1. The record is from RefSeq and is a predicted model, not a curated record. The transcript has 5 exons. Gene Ontology annotation, cellular component: eukaryotic translation initiation factor 3 complex, eIF3m. Bases 51 to 908 code for a protein of 285 amino acids. Gene Ontology annotation, molecular function: translation initiation factor binding; translation initiation factor activity; metallopeptidase activity. Gene Ontology annotation, biological process: translational initiation. Lineage: Eukaryota; Metazoa; Arthropoda; Insecta; Hymenoptera; Figitidae.
UGUCUCUUUCCUCACGCAAAGCACUUCCUGUCUCCUGUCAUACCGCAAAAAUGGCGCUCGACCUGAUUGUAAAAGUGCAUCCAGUUGUUUUAUUUCAAAUAGUAGAUGCCUACGAACGUCGAAGUGCCGAAUCCCACAGAGUUAUUGGGACACUGUUAGGUACUUGCGAAAAAGGAAUUGUUGAAGUUACCAACUGUUUUUGCGUACCUCACAAAGAAUAUGAAGAAGAAGUCGAAGCCGAAUUGAAAUAUGCAAUCGACUUGUAUGAUUUAAAUCACAAAGUCAAUGCACAAGAAAAUAUUGUCGGCUGGUGGGCUACAGGAAAUGAAGUAACUAAUCACUCGUCAGUUAUUCACGAGUAUUAUGCUCUAGAAUGUAAAAAUCCAGUUCAUUUGACUGUCGACACGACUUUGGAGAAUAUAACCAGAAUGGGAAUAAGGGCUUAUGUUUGUGUGCAAUUAGGAGUUCCAAAUGGCAAACAAGGUUGCAUGUUCACACCUGCCAAAGUCCAGAUGACGGCAUAUGAACCGGAAGUUGUAGGUCUUCAACUUUGCGCAAAAACUCAACUGAAUUCACAAGUUCUUGUUUCCGGAAUGAAACCCGGUAGCAAUGUUGAGCCAAUGAUGGAUUUGGGCAAAAUUUCUGACGCAAGUAAUAAACUUUCGACAAUGUUGGAUCAAGUACUUCAAUAUGUUGAUGAUGUUCUCGCAGGGAAACAACCUCCUGAUAAUCAGGUGGGACGAGCACUUCUCGACAUGGUGAAUUCAGUUCCAAAAAUGUCGAGCGAUCAAUUUGAUGAAAUGUUCAACAGCAAUGUAAAGGAUCUGUUGAUGGUCGUUGCAUUGUCUCAAUUGAUCAAAACACAACUUCAACUUAACGAAAAACUCACACUUCUCACAACACUAUGAUAAAAAUUUUUUUAAUACAUUUUAAUUUGUCUUUCUCAUCCAAUGACGUUGCAAACAAUUGUAAAAAAUAUUAACGAAAUGUCAUUUAAUUCCACCGUUUUGUAAUGCAAAUUUUUCCCUUAAAAAUUGUACAAAAAACUCAAAAGAUUUACUUGUCGAAUAAAUUGAGAAUCAUCGAAAAUGAA